Aphanomyces astaci is the source of this 714-nucleotide messenger RNA. RefSeq lists its product as hypothetical. Gene Ontology annotation, biological process: regulation of DNA-templated transcription. NCBI's taxonomy places the organism in Eukaryota, Oomycota, Saprolegniomycetes, Saprolegniales, Verrucalvaceae. Gene Ontology annotation, molecular function: DNA-binding transcription factor activity, RNA polymerase II-specific; RNA polymerase II cis-regulatory region sequence-specific DNA binding. The transcript has 5 exons. Gene Ontology annotation, cellular component: nucleus. The record is from RefSeq and is a predicted model, not a curated record. Bases 1 to 714 code for a protein of 237 amino acids.
AUGACGGCGCGCAAGUGGACCCAGGACGAAGACGAGAAGCUUCGCGCGGCGGUGUUGAAGGUGGGUGCCAGACGGUGGAGAGUGGUGGCAAGCCAGUACUUCCCUCAUCGUACGCAACAAGACUGCUGUAAUCGCUGGCACGAGCUUCAAGCAUGCACGUCGAUGCACAAACGUCCGUGGUUGGCAUUCGAAGACGACAUCCUUGUCAAGACAGUGGCAAGGUAUGGUCCCAAGCGGUGGGGCUUGAUCGCGUCGUACAUUUCCGGGCGGAAUGGAAAGCAAUGCCGCGAGCGGUGGCACAAUCACUUGAACCCGUCCAUCAAGAAGGGCCCUUGGGAGCCCCACGAAGACGAAAAACUCGUCGAGUUGCAAGCCAAGUACGGGAACCGAUGGGCGCUCAUCACCAAAGCGCUUCCAGGGCGCACGGACAACGCUGUGAAGAACCAUUGGCAUGCGAAUCUCAAGCCGUCCGACGCUUCGGAACCAUCCAAUCCAGCCGUCCAAAAGAGUCGAGUUGUGCCAGUUCACGCGACCAUCUCGCUGCCUCCGUUGAGGCUCAAGGUGGAGCCCUUGCGCGCCAAACCUUCGAGGCCCGUCGUCGUCGCCGCGGUGGCAGAGACGGAUGACGAGUUUGCAUGGGUGUCUGACGAGUGGGCGUCCAUGGACGUGUCUGCGUGGGACGACAUGGUCAUCCAAGCGUCGGAUGUCCUUUGA